This is a messenger RNA of Capronia coronata CBS 617.96, 1719 nucleotides long. RefSeq names its product asparaginyl-tRNA synthetase. Gene Ontology annotation, cellular component: cytoplasm. The coding region runs from base 1 to 1719 and encodes 572 amino acids. The transcript has 2 exons. Gene Ontology annotation, molecular function: ATP binding; nucleic acid binding; asparagine-tRNA ligase activity. NCBI's taxonomy places the organism in Eukaryota, Fungi, Ascomycota, Eurotiomycetes, Chaetothyriales, Herpotrichiellaceae. Gene Ontology annotation, biological process: asparaginyl-tRNA aminoacylation. The record is from RefSeq and is a predicted model, not a curated record.
AUGGCUUCACCAAUUUACGUUGACGAGGAUGUCGGUCGGGAUGAUGAGUCCGCCGUCGGAACUGAGACAGCCCCUUACAAAACUCUUCUCCAUGCCAUGAUCAAACACCCUCCCGGAAGCGCGACAUAUCAGGUACGCAAAUCGGUGACUGGGACUGUCGAGGCCGAUGGAGAUCCGGCUGCUCGUCUGGAGUGGAAGGCGCCGGCCAAAUCUGCCCUGAAGAAAGCUACCAACUUGUACGAGGCCUACAAGAAAAAGCAGGCCAAGGCAUCGGAACUGGCCAUCCGCGAGAACGCCGAGGCGAUGAAACGGCAACAAGUCCUCGAAGAGGCCAAGAAGGUCAUCAUCAAAGAGGAUGCAAGUCUGCCAGCACCUGUUAGAAUCCGACUCGACGAGACCGACCCAGCCAAAAUCAAGUUAGGCACCUCAGAUAGCCCAGGCACCCGUGUCCGCGUGCUUGGGAGAGUCCAUCACCUACGCUCUCAGAAGGAUAUCAUCUUCGUGACCCUGAAGGACGGAUAUGGCCAAAUGCAAUGCGUGUUUAGCGGCAACCUGAUCAAGACAUACGCAGCCAUGACCCUGACGCUGGAAACCUCACUCGCCAUCCAUGGUGAGCUGAGAGCUCUACCUCCCAAAGCUCAUGCCCCCUUGGACCGCGAGUUGCAUGCCGACUUCUUCACCGUCAUUGGCGCCGCUGUGGGCGACAAGGACGCGAUCACCAACAAAGUCCAGCAGGACGCCGAACCACAGAUUCUUCUGGACAACCGCCACCUGGUCCUGCGAGGUGACCAAGCAUCCUCGGUCAUGAAGGUCCGAGCUGCAGUGACACGAGCAUUCCGCCAGACCUAUGUAGAAACACGACUCACCGAAGUCACGCCGCCUGCUAUGGUGCAGACUCAGGUCGAAGGCGGCGCGACCCUCUUCGAGUUCGACUACUACGGCGAAAAGGCUUAUUUGACGCAAUCCUCCCAGCUGUACCUCGAAACAUGUCUCGCCUCGCUCGGCGACGUCUUCUGCAUUUGCCCAUCCUUCCGCGCCGAGAAGUCUCUCACCCGCCGCCAUCUGUCGGAAUACACGCAUAUCGAGGCCGAAUUGGACUUCAUCACCUUCGACGACCUCCUGACGCACCUCGAGCACGUCAUCUGCCGAGUCAUCGACCUCACGCUCGCGGACCCGAUCAUCGCGGCCUACGUCAAGGAACUCAACCCCAAAUUCAGCAAACCUAGCCGGCCCUUCCGUCGCAUGAAGUAUGCCGAGGCCAUUGAAUGGCUGGUCGAGCACAACAUUCCCAACGAAGAAGGCGAGCCGCACAAGUUUGGCGACGACAUUGCCGAAGCCGCCGAGCGCAAGAUGACCGAUGAGCUGAACGUGCCGAUUUUCCUCACCCAUUUCCCUGUCGAGAUCAAGGCGUUCUACAUGAAAAAGGACGAGAGCGACAAGAGAGUCACCGAGAGUGUCGACCUGCUCAUGCCAGGUGUGGGUGAGAUCGUCGGCGGCAGUAUGCGUAUGGAAGACUACGAUGAGCUCAUGGCCGCGUAUAAGCGGGAAGGAAUCGACCCUGCUCCCUACUAUUGGUACACUGACCAGAGACGAUAUGGUACGUCCCCUCACGGCGGCUACGGCCUAGGUCUCGAACGAUUUCUCGCUUGGAUGUGCGGCCGCUGGACGGUGAGGGAAUGUGCCCUCUACCCGCGGUUCGCGUAUAGAUGCACUCCUUGA